Molecule: messenger RNA, 1190 nt
Organism: Cynara cardunculus var. scolymus (artichoke)
Lineage: Eukaryota; Viridiplantae; Streptophyta; Magnoliopsida; Asterales; Asteraceae
Product: expansin-like B1
Exons: 5
Coding region: 68-916 (282 amino acids)
Cellular component (GO): extracellular region
Source: RefSeq, a predicted model, not a curated record
UUCAUCAGCGCAGAAUGUCAAAGCAUAGAAAAAACUACCAACUAAAGAGUAAUUUCGUUUACUAUAAAUGGUACCAACCUUAUGUUUGCUUCCAUACAAAACCAAACUUCUCUCUAUCUUCCAUUUGUUUCUUCUCCCUAAAAUGGCAUUUUCACACCAAAUUCUCUUUAUAGCUUCGGCAUUGAUCUUCUCCGUGCUAAAUCCAGCACAAAGCGCCACGUCUGAUGGCCCUUUCACCCAUUCUCGGGCAGCAUACUACCCAGAUUCUGAUGACAAGGGAUCAGAAACAGCAGGGAGAUGUGGAUACGGUUCAUUUGGAGCAACAAUCAACUAUGGAGAUGUAGCAGCUGCAUCUGAUCUCUAUCGAGAUGGUGUAGGCUGUGGUGCUUGCUACCAGGUGAGGUGCAUGAAUAGUAAGGACUGCUCGGAUGAAGGAGUGACUGUUGUUAUAACUGACCAAGGAUCCAGUGAUCGGACAGACUUCAUUAUGAGCAAGAAAGCUUUCCGUAAGAUGGCUCAGUCUACGUAUGCAGCAUCAUCUCUACUAGCACAAGGAAUUGUAGAUAUUGAAUAUCGAAGGGUUUCAUGCAGCUACCCAGGGAAUAACAUCACCAUCAAGAUUGAUGAGAGCAGUGACUACCCAUAUUACCUCGCUUUUGUCAUAUGGUACCAACAAGGGCAAAAGGACAUCACUGCAGUGCAACUAUGUGAGACAAAAGAUUUUAAUUGCAAACUAUUGGACAGAAGUUAUGGAUCAGUAUUUACAACAACCUCACCACCUAGUGGAUCCUUGUCUCUAAGAAUGUUACUCAGUGGUGAAGAUGGAGAUGAAAAAUGGAUUGUUCCAGUUAAUAUAAUACCUGAGAACUGGAAGAAGGGGGACAUAUAUGAUACAGGGGUACAAAUAGCAGAAUAAGCACCUAAUUGUAUCCAUAGGAAUUUUUUCACUGAUACUAUCAAAGGACAAGAAUAAUCAGAGAGAACAGUCUCUAGUAUGUUGGUUCUAACUUUUUAGCUUAUUCUUAUUGGUUUGAACUGUAGAAUAGUUUAAGACAUUAUCAUUUUAAUGUUAUGGUUAUUUAUUCCCAAUAAGUUCUCUUCUUUCGUUUUGUUAGAAGUUGUAACAAUGUUUGUUAACUUUCCUCUGUAAGAAUUGGUCAAGCUACAGUAAAGGUUUAUCCAUUUAUUUA